AAUAAAAAUUAAUAUGGCGUUUGAAAACGUUUUAUUAAAUGGCGGAUUAUUAUUAAUCGCUAUGAUAGUUCUUUCUACUGCUAUAAAAAAUGACUUUGCAAUUAAUCGUUAUCAGUCAGAUUAUAUAAAACCGUUACAUUAUGAUAUCAAAAUAAGACUUUACAUCAAAAGAAAUAUUUUUACCCGUGAACAUAAUUCCACCAUUCGUAUUGAUCGUAAAAUCUCAAAUAUAACUAUACGAUUGUCGACUAAUGGUAUACAUAAAAUUUUUUUAAUUGACAAGAAUGAGAAGGUUUACAUACCAAAAUAUGUGGUUUAUAAAAACCACACUAUUUUUCUUGAUUUUAGCAAGACAUAUCAAUCUCAAUAUAAAAAUUUUAUAUUAUUACCUGGUACAUAUAUUUUAAAGAUGACAUAUAUACAUAUCAUGUUUGAUUCAAAGAACUUUGACAAAUAUCACGUAGGCGCAAAUGGAGAUCAAGUAGUGGCCGCGACAGGUAUUAAGAUAAUGAGAUUCCGACAACUACUUCCGUGGCCGACAACUAUUUCAAGCAAGCUGGAAAAGCAAGGAUUCAAAGCCUCUUUUAAUAUUUCCAUUAAGCAUGAGCAAAAUUACACAGUUUUAUCGAAUAUGCCUGUGCUAACAAAAUAUAAAGACAAAAAUUACAUGUGGACAUGCUUUAAACAAUCACCUUACAUGUUCGCUAAACAUUUGACGAUUGUGAUAACUACAUUCUCUAAUAUUGCUUUAUCAUCAAACAUCAAAUUUUGGUGCAGAAAAAACAUGACAAAACUUGUACAAAUUGCGAAAACCAAUGUUAAAAGGAUCGCACGAUAUUUGAUAAAAAGAAAUGUUAUGAAAGUACCAAAAAUGGAUUACGUUGUAAUCAAGGAUUUUAAUCACAAUGUCCCCACGUCUGACAAUCAGACUUGGGGACUCAUUCUGCAAAGAGAUACGUCUAUUAUUUACAAUAAAAAAUUAGAUUCCGCUAUGCGCAAAAUACAAAUUGCACACCUUAUAGCGCAUCAAAUGGCAUCUCUUUGUUAUAUUGAUGCGAUUCUUUGGUCAAAAAAUAGUUUUACUAUGUUUUUAGGAACGUUUAUCUUGGAUAAGAUACGACGAAAUGGUCACAUGAUGGAUUUAAUUGUUGUCCAAAUGCAAGAAUUUUUCCGUUUCGUCAUUCCUUCUUAUGUAAAUCCUUUACUUUCGAUCAACACAAACAUUACUAAAAAUAAAUUACUCUUGUCUUCUUUACAUAACAUGAAAUCAUUUGCAAUGUGGCGUCUGUUACAUUUCAUUUCUAAUGGUAUAUUUUGGACUGGUAUCCGCAAAUAUAUACACACAUAUAAUUCAGGCACGACAAAUGACUACAAUAAUUUAUGGUCCGUUAUGCAACAUACUAUAAAUUCAAGAAAUAGUAAAUACAAAUUGAAUAUAAAGAAUUUAAUAGAUAUUUGGACAACGAAAACAUAUUAUCCUGUACUAAACGUCACGCGAGAUUACAGGAAUGACGCGGUGGAGAUAGUCUUCGUCAAAUCUAUCGAUAUAAUUGAUAAGGAUACAGAAAAUUGGAUACCUGUGACUUAUACAACGAACUCAUCUUUACAUUUUACAAAGGCCAAUAAUUUGUUUUGGUUAAAUUCGUAUAAUCAGAGUUAUAGAAUUGAAGGGAUUAACAGAGAUGAUUGGAUCAUAGUUAACAUACAACAAAUUGGAUAUUAUCGUGUCAUUUACGAUCUUGAAAACUGGAAAAAACUUGCGCACUACUUAAAUUACGAAAAUACCGAAAUACAUGUUCUCAAUCGUGCUCAAAAUUAUCGAUGAUGCGUAUCACUUCUUAUUACAAAAACAAAUUAGUUACAAGAUGUUUUGGAAUAUCACGAGCUUUCUAACACAAGACACAGAUUAUGUAGCAUGGUAUCCUAUGAUUAAAGCUUUCGAACACAUCAUGUGCAUCUUUCCAAUUGAACAUAGUAAAGAUGUAACGAGAAACAUGAUAAAAAUGUUGGAAGCACUUGUUAUAAACAUAGGGUACUAUAAAAGAUCCGGAGACAAUGAUCUUACUAAAUGUUUAAGAGAAGAAAUGAUAAAAUGGGCAUGUAUUUUCGAUAUUUCCGAUUGCCGAAAGAUAGCUACGACAAAAUUGCAGAAAAUGUUAAAUCUUGGACAAAAGAUUGAUUUGUCGCCGAAAGAAUGGAUAUACUGCAAAGGAUCAAUGGUGACGAAUGUUGAAACUUUGCAUUCUUUGUGGCUUUUGUGGCAGGAAACAUUAGAUACUAGAAUUUUAGAAUUUAUGGCUUGCUCUGAAAAUUCUAUUGUUAUUCACAAUUACUUGAAAGACGUAAAAUUAGAGAAAUAUAAAACUGAAUUCAAAGCCAAUGAGCAGGCUUAUAUAUUUCUUUUCACUGUAGCGAAACAUGCAAACAAGGACACGGUGUUUACGAUGAUCUUACAUAAUUUUGACAAUCUAAAACCUAAGCAGGUUAACACAAUUGCAACAUUAAUUGUAAUUAUUACGCAUAUACAGUCCGUACAUAACUUGAAAAUGGUGGAAACUUUCGCGAAAGAUCAUUAUUCACAACAAAUACCAAUUCAAGCUGUUAGAAGGAAAAUAAAGAAACGAAAACAGGAAUAUUCAAGACUUAUCGAAAACUACAUGCUUCUAAUUUAGUCAAAGUGAAGAUAAAGCUAAGAAAAAUAAAGAGCCAAACAUUUGAAUCGAUAGAAGAUAAUAAUUUUACUCGUUGUGUUUAUACGUUUACAUUUAUAUAUUAGUAAUUGU
Messenger RNA from Linepithema humile (Argentine ant), 2783 nucleotides. Its product is annotated as aminopeptidase N-like. Gene Ontology annotation, molecular function: zinc ion binding; metalloaminopeptidase activity; peptide binding. Gene Ontology annotation, cellular component: cytoplasm. NCBI's taxonomy places the organism in Eukaryota, Metazoa, Arthropoda, Insecta, Hymenoptera, Formicidae. The record is from RefSeq and is a predicted model, not a curated record. Gene Ontology annotation, biological process: proteolysis; peptide catabolic process.